Messenger RNA from Parasteatoda tepidariorum (common house spider), 1896 nucleotides. RefSeq names its product fatty-acid amide hydrolase 2-A. NCBI's taxonomy places the organism in Eukaryota, Metazoa, Arthropoda, Arachnida, Araneae, Theridiidae. Gene Ontology annotation, cellular component: endomembrane system. The record is from RefSeq and is a predicted model, not a curated record.
CAGUUUCGCAGAAAGCAGUUUAACUUGCCUAUCAAUUUGGACAAAGCUUUAUGGGAUAUCAAAAAAUCCCAUAAAUAUGAUAAAAUCCAUUAAUGAGAAAAUUAAGGAAUUUUUUCAGGAACGAAAUCAAGGAUUUAAAAACAGCAAAGAAGAUGAGGAGUGGUCAUUUGCUGCAUAUUGGUUUUUAAGAAUUCUACACCAGACUGGUUGUUUUUUGUGGUAUGUUAUUGUUUCAAUGGGCCACUGGGGUAAGGGAAAACCGAUCCCAUCGAUCAAAAAUGAUUUAUUACUAUUGUCGGCAACGAAGAUAGCUGAAGAAAUUCGCAAUGGAAAAAUUACGAGUGAAGAAGUUGUCAAAGCAUACAUCGAAAGAAUAAAUGAAGUUAAUCCAUACAUUAAUGCUGUGGCGGAAAACCGAUUUGAAAAAGCUGUUAAGGAGGCAAAAGAGUGCGAUUAUCUUGUGAAAUCAGGAUUUUAUACAAGAGAGUGGUUAGAAAAACAAAAGCCACUCCUUGGCGUUCCAGUUACAAUUAAAGUUCUUUUUAAAGUUAAAGGAUGCCAUAGUACUGCAGCUUCGACUUUAUUUAAAGAUCUUAUAGCUACUGAAGAUGCACCCGCUGUAGAAUUAUUAAAAUCAUCUGGGGCAAUAAUAUUGGCUACCACGAACUCUGCUGAAAGUGGAUUAGGAUUGGAUACAACAAAUAUUCUCUACGGAAAGACUUUAAAUCCGUAUGACUGUAAUCGAACACCUGGUGGGAGUUCGGGAGGCGAAAGUGCACUCAUAAGUUCCGCUGGCUCUGUAAUUGGACUAGGAAAUGAUCUAUUAGGAAGUGUGCGAAUUCCAGCAUGUUUCACAGGUUUAUUUGCUCAUAAGCCAUCUAGAGGUUUGGUCCCAAAUCAAGGAUGUUUUCCCACUGCAACAGAAGGAGUUUCGCCGUACCUUGCAAGUGGUCCAUUAUGCAGGUAUGCUGAAGAUCUCGCAACUAUGAUGGAAGUUCUCACAUCAAAGAACGAUAAAAGAAUGAAAUUUAAUAAACCCGUGGAUUUCAAGAAGAUGAAGAUUUAUUAUCAAACGAAAGUUUAUCAUCCAUUGGUGGAAACUUUAGAUAAAGAAAUUUUGAAUUACAUAAUGACAGCAAUCAGUCAUUUUAUUAAAAAUUAUGGUGUGGUAGCCAAAGAAGUGGAUAUAAAAAUGGACCUAGCACCCAAUAUGUUCCAACAUAUCUUAACUAAAAUCACUGAACCUGUUUCUUAUUCAACUUCAGGGAAGAUGAGUGAAGUCAACUUACCUUUAGAGUUACUAAAACUUCCUUUUGGAAAAUCAAACUUCAGUUUCUGGACUUUAUUUACUUUUGUAUUUUCACGUAAUCCUCUGAUAUACAAAGAAGAAAACAUUCCUUUCUAUAUUGAAUACCAAAGUGAAUUGUACAAAAAGUUCGACAGUAUGCUGGAUGAAAACUCUAUUUUUAUAUGUCCUACUUUGCUCUUCACAGCACCUCGACCAUACCAAAUGAUGAUGUAUUUCUAUAGUAUAGUAUGGGCAGCUAUAUUCUCUUUUCUUGGCUUUCCUGCCACUCAGGUUCCAAUGGGAUUGACUCAAUCUGGCCUGCCUCAUGGAAUGCAAAUAGUAACGGCUAUGAACAACGACAAUUUGAGUUUAGUUUGCGCAAAAGAACUCAGUGAAGUAUUUGGAGGGUGGACAGCACCAAGUUGAUUAUCCUCUACUGCAGGGAUGGGCAAACUACGGCCCGCGGGACAACUGUGGCCCGCCGGAAGGUUUUAUCCGGCCCGCGGAUGUAAUUAUAACUUGCCAAUUCAUGACGAAUAUAAACAAUGUACAUCCAUUUUCUUUUCUACUUUGUUUAAAGCUUUUUUUGUUAUUUCUUUUUUAACAAA